UUUACAUCUAGCGAAAUGGUCUAUAUCAGUGUCAUUCAUCUAUCAUUUCUUCUGAUUUUAGGGAUUACUCAUGGAUAAGUUUAGGUUUAGGUGUAGGGAUGUGGUCAAGAUUAAAAUUUUGGAUUAAAAUGUUGUUCCAGGGUCAACAAAAUAUGUCGACCCAGGAACACAUCUAACUCAGCAAAAUCAGGACAUGCACGCACAUCCACCAGAGAGAACAAUGAGAGCUCUGCCAAACAUAUAAAAGCCCACAUUCUAUCAGGUUCAUUUGACAAAUGUCUACAUAUAAAGGCUAAUGUUGAUUAGGAAAAUAAUGAUGGUCAUAUUAAAACAUAUUUGUAUGUGGCAGAUAAUUACAUUUCCUUUUUGUGUUUAACAUACUGUGGGGUCUAAAAGUCUUGAGACCACAAGUAAAAGGUUUAUACUUCAAUGAAAAAUCUGACUUUUAUGAACAUAAAUGUUAGAAUGUCUUUGACAUAAAUUGUACAACUAUUUCAGAAUUCUAAAAUUCUAUACAGUUCUAAUAAAUUUUAAUAAAAUUCUGCAUUAUGCACACAACACGGUUACACUUUUACAGGAUGAAAGCACGAAAAACAUCAGUGGCAUUUUGCGGGUGAAAAUGCUUUAUUUAUGAGAGGUAAGAGGAGAACGCUGGUGCAGUCUGACACAAAGGCAUGAGCUCAUGAAACAGCUGAAGAAGCUCUGAAGUGUGAACCUAUGUGAGACGGCCAGCCCAGGUACCCAUGCGGGGUGUGUGGUGGGCACUUGUCCAGAACCGGACAACAUAAAAUGUGGACCAGUCUGAUCUGGACCUCAUUCUGUGUGUGCAGAUUCAGGAGACAUAAAGCUCAUACUCAGAGCCCAGGGAAUCGAUUUUAGGAUAUAAUAAAUACAAUACAUUUGUUUAUCUUUAAAUAAAGCAUCAUUAAAAUGGUGCAAUUGUACAACGAAGAUCUGUCUAAUGUUCCUGUUCUUAAAAAUGAAAAGAUAAGAAACAGGUAUUUCCUAUCACUUUCAAAAGAUCUUUUGCUUCAGGCAUCAAAGACUGAGAUCAAACGGAAUAUUUUUACAGCAAUGGCAAGAAAUGGAGUCACUAGCAAACCCUUGUGAAGGAACAUUUAUUCAGAAACUCACAGUAUGAGAACAAGUGGCUGCCAGAGUUUACUGAGAGAACCUGAUGUCUGUUAUCAACAUCCAAGCUAGCACAGGGUAAAAACACAACAUUUACAAGAAUAAAGACCUUACACAAACUAUUCUAAGAGGAUUGGAAUACACGACAUUCUGAAAUGAACUUCAGUGUUUUAUAAGCUUUUUUUUUUUUUAAAGGAAUUCGAAUAUAUGUCAACAUUUUUCUUUAUAAUAAAAGGUCAUUUCUUUGAGCAUGUGCAUUUAUGAAUAAAACUUGCAAUGAUUAAGUAAUCGAAUAGUUAUAACCUUAUAAACAGGAAAAGGGCCCAUUUUCCAAAAGUCGCCAUGCAUGAACCUACUUUGUUGAAAUUUGCGGAUCAAUUCCUUUCCACAAAACACUUGGCAACAAACGCAGCCAUGACAAAAGGAGCAAUUGGGCGAGAGAAAUGAGGCUGUGCGCAGGAGGACAGCCGGCCGAGUCCGCGCAUGCGCACCGCGCUCUCACUGCAGAGGGGGGUCAGUGAUAGACGCAUCGCCGCUGACCGAAUGACGCCGAACCAAGAUGAGCUCCGCCGAGUCCCGUCCGCUUUUCCGCGCAGAAUGACGCUCUCCGCCUGAAUCCCGUCGGCGCCCAGAUGGACGACGAGCACAAGCAGCACAAGUUCAUCUCGUUCCUGUUCUACCAGGCGGUGCGGGACCUGAAGCCCGUGUGGAUGCUCGAGGACAUGCGCACCAUGGAGACGUUCUACUGGGAGGAGGACGCCAAGCAGAGGUCGUACAGCCCGUCCGAGGCGCUGCUCUAUGCGAUCGUGCACGACCACCGGGCGUACGCGCAGUACCUGCUCAGCCACUACUCGGACGAGGCGCUGGCCAUGCCGGGGGAGCGCUUCUGCUGCUGCCCGUCCUCCGCGCCGCACCUCGCCAUGGCCGUGCGCUACGACAGGCGCGACAUCCUGGGCCACAUUCUGCAGGUGGCGCAUCGGCAGCCGGGCCUGCGCUCCUACAUGAACCGCGGCGGCUGCUUCCACCUGGAGGACGGCAAGACCCCGCUGCACUUGGCCUGCGAGUUGCUGCGCGCGGACGCCGUCAUGCUGUUGCUAGGCAACGGCGCGUCCCCGCAGGCCGUGGACCACAACGGCAUGACGCCGCUCGACGUCGUUCUGCAGCAGCUCUGGGACUCCAAGGCGAACGUCGGGGCCAAGAAGUCGUGCCUGGACAACCUGCUGAUGUUCAUGCCGGAGAUGCGCUUCAAGAUGAAGAGCUCCCUGCAGAAGGAGCCCAAGUGCUGGUCCAAGGUGCUCGGCGAGGACAAGCUCAACUACCUCAUCGGACGGAAUCCGGCGCCGCUCUUCCUCAUCGCUAUGCAAAGGAUCCUGGCGCAGCUCCCGCCCGAGCAGUUCCCCAAGAGCCUGGACAAGCUUCCCAUCCCGGCCUCCUUGAAACCGCUGCCCAAACCCCCCAAAACACGCGGACAGCUCAAAGUGGCCUAGACCGGUUCCGCUAGCGCUCGUCUCGGCAUGAACUGUGUGUGUGCGCGCGUGCGACAUGAUUUCCGCGUGCGUGUGUUCUGGUAGCCAUAUAUGGUUUCUGAAGACACAAAUGUGUGUAACGACAUCGGUAUUACAACAUGAACAUGGUUUAUAAGGAUUUCACUGUGUCCUCAUAAUCCAAAUAUCUUAAAACACAUACUAAAGUGUUUUUUUGAAACGCCUGUGGUGUUGUGUGUGGGGUGAGCUUAGGGUAAGGGGAUAGAAAAUACAGUUUGUACAGUAGAAAAUCAUAUAUAUAUACAUAUAAUGCAUAUGGAGAGUCCCCUCAAACCACAUAUGCCAACAUGUGUGUGUGUGUGUGUGUAGCAUGAAGUGUACAAUGAACCAACAAAAGCAUCAUGGUCAUGAGCUUACAUGAGCAAUAUUGUCUUCCUGUUUGUUGUCUUACCCUCGUUUCAAGUACAUCGUGUAUAUGAAUUCAAAUCAAUCAUCUUGAUUGAAACUUUUAUAUCUGAGAUAUGCAAACUCUACUGUACGAGCUCACAUGAGAUUUAUUUAUGAGAGCUGUGUGGCUGUUUACCUCGUGAACCUCAUGUGCUGAUCUGAGAGCAGUGGAAUGGACCAAUUAAAACAAUGAUCAUGAUCCAAACCGUCUGUGAUUGUCCUGGUCAGGGGUCCGGUUUGUUACUGUGAUUUAGAGGCGGAUGGAGCUCCAGCGGAGCCUGUUCAUGUGAUCGGGGUCGAUCGUUCGGUCAUUUACAUCCUCAGGUGUGUCAGAGCAGUGUGUGAUUUUUGUAUAUAAAAAAAGAUGUUUAUUUCAAACUCCUGAAUAAUAAAACAACAGAAGUGAUCUGAGAACACAGCUGUCUUCAGAAUAUGAUUAUCGCAUCCAAUCGAAAUCAUUACUUGAUG
Molecule: messenger RNA, 3530 nt
Organism: Labeo rohita (rohu)
Lineage: Eukaryota; Metazoa; Chordata; Actinopteri; Cypriniformes; Cyprinidae
Exons: 1
Coding region: 1764-2618 (284 amino acids)
Molecular function (GO): protein binding
Source: RefSeq, a predicted model, not a curated record